Molecule: messenger RNA, 1109 nt
Organism: Setaria italica (foxtail millet)
Lineage: Eukaryota; Viridiplantae; Streptophyta; Magnoliopsida; Poales; Poaceae
Product: squamosa promoter-binding-like protein 13
Exons: 2
Coding region: 134-733 (199 amino acids)
Cellular component (GO): nucleus
Molecular function (GO): DNA binding
Source: RefSeq, a predicted model, not a curated record
CCCCUCUACUUCUUCGUCUUCCACUCAUGAGUGCUUAGCAUAAUUAGCUCUAGCACAGCUCCGGAGCUCCACCCCCCACCUCGCCAGCUCUCGGGCCUCGUCCUCGGUCGCCUCCUCCCUCGCCGGCACCGCCAUGGACCGCAAGGACAAGUCCCGCAGGGGCUCCUCGAGCUCGGCGUCGGCAUCGUCUAUGGCCGCGCUCGCCGCCGCCGCGGCUGCCGGCGAGGGCUCGAGCUCCGGGUCGGCCGGCGAGGCGCUGACGCCGAACGGGGAGGAGGAGCAGAAGCCCGCGAAGCUGGCUGCCGUGGGCGGCGCCUCCAGCUCGUCCCCGGUGCCGGCGAGGAGGGGCGCUGCGGCUGGCGGCGGCGGCGGGCCGAGGUGCCAGGCGGAGCGGUGCAACGCCGACCUGAGCGACGCGGCGACGUACAACCGGAGGCACAAGGUGUGCCAGACGCACUCCAAGGCCCCCGUCGUGCUCGUCGCCGGCCUCCGCCAGCGCUUCUGCCAGCAAUGCAGCCGGUUCCACGAGCUGUCGGAGUUCGACGAGACCAGGCGCAGCUGCCGCCUGCGCCUGGCGGGGCACAACGAGCGCCGCCGGAAGAGCUCGGCGGACACGCACGGCGGCGGCAGUGGCGGCAGCAACAGCGGCGGCGGCGAUGGGUGCCGCCACGCCGACCAGGACGGCCGGGGCCACCAGGGGAACCCGCCGCCGAACCACUUCCAGAUCAGAUAAACCUAUCUAAGCAUGCUCUCUCUCUUCUGUCAUGCAGCUAAGCGCAAAUUAAUCCCCGUGCGUGUCUCUACCCUACCACUGUGUUGUGCACUACUACGUGCUAAUUAACUUGGCAGUGCACAUCACCUCCUGUAAUAACGUGACGUGCUAUGUGUGUCGAUCUGCCACAAAAUCCUAGUAGACUACGCUGAUUGUUGUAAGCUAACCUGCAGGCAAAUUAAGCAGGGACUCUUAGAGUAAUUCUGUGUGUGUGAGUGUGUGUGGAUGGAUUGCCGGAUGGCCUGUGCUAAACAGUAAUCCGUGCAGGCUGUGUGUUGAUGAUGAUGUUGUGUUCUGAUGAUAAUCGUGGUAAUAUGUGCUAUUUGUUCCAGUGGUA